Rhineura floridana is the source of this 3317-nucleotide messenger RNA. It is a transcript of the gene PTBP2, whose product is annotated as polypyrimidine tract binding protein 2. Gene Ontology annotation, cellular component: nucleus. The transcript is spliced from 14 exons. The coding region runs from base 188 to 1801 and encodes 537 amino acids. Gene Ontology annotation, molecular function: mRNA binding. Gene Ontology annotation, biological process: regulation of RNA splicing; mRNA processing. Lineage: Eukaryota; Metazoa; Chordata; Lepidosauria; Squamata; Rhineuridae. The record is from RefSeq and is a predicted model, not a curated record.
GGAUACUUCGCGCAUGCUCACUGAGAACAAAGAAGUCCGCCGGUCUGAUGGGGAGCAGAGUCUACUAACGCUCGGCAACCUUCGGCGGUUUCCGUAGGGGCCCGGCCGCCAUUUUCUUGCUCCCUCUCUCUGCUCUCUACCUGCGCGGCUCCCUGCCCUGGUCGCCAGCGCUUUGUCCUGUUCGGCGAUGGACGGCAUUGUCACUGAUGUUGCAGUUGGUGUGAAGAGAGGCUCUGACGAACUUCUUUCAGGCAGUGUACUCAAUAGCCCGAACUCUAACAUGAGCAGCAUAGUUGUUACUGCCAAUGGUAACGACAACAAGAAAUUCAAAGGUGAAGAUAAAAUGGAUGGGGCUCCUUCUCGUGUUCUUCAUAUCAGGAAAUUACCAGGGGAAGUGACAGAAACAGAAGUUAUUGCUUUAGGCUUACCUUUUGGUAAGGUAACCAACAUUCUCAUGCUGAAAGGAAAGAACCAGGCUUUUUUGGAAUUGGCAACAGAAGAAGCUGCAAUCACUAUGGUCAAUUAUUAUUCUGCUGUGACACCUCACCUUCGUAAUCAACCCAUUUAUAUCCAGUACUCAAACCAUAAAGAAUUAAAGACUGACAAUACACUGAAUCAGCGAGCUCAAGCUGUUCUACAGGCAGUGACUGCAGUACAAACAACAAAUACUUCCAUAAGUGGAACCACAGUUAGUGAGAGCGCAGUAACUCCAGCUCAGAGUCCUGUCCUUAGAAUAAUUAUUGACAACAUGUAUUAUCCUGUAACUCUUGAUGUUCUCCACCAAAUAUUCUCCAAAUUUGGUGCAGUUUUGAAAAUAAUCACAUUCACAAAAAAUAACCAAUUUCAAGCACUAUUACAGUAUGGUGAUCCAGUAAACGCCCAACAAGCAAAACUAGCAUUAGAUGGUCAGAAUAUUUAUAACGCCUGUUGUACCUUACGGAUUGAUUUUUCCAAAUUGGUCAACUUGAAUGUAAAGUAUAAUAAUGAUAAAAGUAGGGAUUAUACUCGCCCUGACCUUCCCUCUGGUGAUGGCCAACCAGCUUUGGACCCAGCUAUUGCUGCUGCCUUUGCAAAGGAGACCUCCCUUCUAGGGCUUCCUGUUGCAGCUGUUCCUGGAGCGCUGAGUCCAUUGGGUAUUCCAAAUGCUGCUGCUGCUGCAGCGGCAGCUGCUGCUGGCCGUGUGGGUAUGCCUGGAGUUUCGGCUGGUGGCAACACUGUCCUCCUGGUUAGCAAUUUAAAUGAAGAGAUGGUUACGCCCCAAAGUCUGUUUACCCUCUUCGGUGUUUAUGGGGAUGUGCAGCGUGUGAAGAUAUUGUACAAUAAGAAAGACAGUGCACUUAUACAGAUGGCUGAUGGAAACCAAUCGCAGCUCGCCAUGAGCCAUCUGAAUGGACAGAAAAUGUAUGGAAAGAUUAUUCGUGUUACUCUUUCCAAACACCAGACAGUUCAACUACCUCGAGAAGGUCUUGAUGACCAAGGACUGACAAAAGACUUUGGCAAUUCACCGCUUCAUCGUUUCAAGAAGCCUGGCUCAAAAAACUUUCAGAAUAUUUUUCCUCCAUCUGCAACUCUACAUUUAUCUAAUAUCCCACCAUCAGUAUCUGAAGAUGACCUACGCAUGCUGUUUGCUAAUACUGGGGGCACUGUGAAAGCAUUUAAAUUUUUUCAAAGAGAUCACAAGAUGGCUCUUCUUCAGAUGUCAACUGUAGAAGAAGCUAUCCAGGCUUUGAUUGAUCUGCAUAAUUACAAUCUUGGAGAAAAUCAUCAUCUGAGAGUUUCUUUUUCCAAAUCAACCAUUUGAAGUGAGAGAUCAAAAUAAUAAGGUUGUAUCACAUUGUUUAGUGUUGUCAUCUAUGACUGUUCGGAAAAGCGGGGACCAGAGAUGGACAUCUGUUUUUCAUGCUGUUACCAUUCCUUGAUUGUUUAUGUAUAAAUGAAAACAAAAAGGAUUUACAAGGAAGAAGCAGUGAUAUUAUCUGCUGGUUUUGCAUAUGUUUAUGAAAUGAUUUUGUUUAAAGGGGGUUCUGGGGAAAUCCCAUAGUUUUUCAACUUAGUUAACAUACGUGCCUUAAAAAAGGAAAACCUAGAGUUGCUAGAGUUGCAUUUACUAGUUAAAAAAUUUGGUUGUCUGGGGCACAUUGUUACAUGGGAAUUAAUGGGUGCAAUCCAGUGAACAUUAGGUUUGCCUACAUCCCAUUGAAAUCUAUUGAUUUUAAAACAUCGAUUUCAGAGGGACUUCGCUGCACCUAACUUUUGCAGGAUUAUGCCAAAUGUGUAUUAGGCAAGAGUGUGUAAAAAGGGUUAAGCUUUGUUUCUCCUGCUUGGAAUUUAUUAGCUUUCAUGAAUUUUUUUUUUAAUGGAAUAUGUUGCAUUACUUUAAGAAAGGUGCAGCACAUUUGACUUGUGCUCCUGCUCCCUCCCUCCCUCCCUACCUCCCUCCCUCCCUUUCAACUAAGUAAAAAUGGCCUUGUGUAUUCCAGAUUUAGGUUUGGUCAAGAAUAUAGGCUUUAGUCAGAGUUAACAAGAUGCAGAAAAUUAAUUUGCUUUCAAGGACAGGUGAUUAUUUUGUUUUGGGUUUGUUUGUUUGUCCCUAUGGCUUUGAGCCUUGUGGGGAAAACAUUGUUAAGUCUUAACCUUUUUGUACACACACUCUGGGGGCGUAUCAUAUAAAUGUUGGCACUAAGUAAUGUCUUGUUUGUGGCUGAAUAUUUUUUGUAGAUGUUUUUUGAAGUUGACAUGACUUAUGUGCAUUUAAAUAUAUAUUGCCAUUUUUAGUUAGUAAUUACAAUUUGAAAUAUGGUUGUGGAUUUCUGAGCAUGUGCAGACCGGUCUAGCUAGUUCAGGAGUUGGUGCAUGUAUUUCAAGGAUGAAGAAAGUGUAUUGCAAACUUUUGCAGAAAGAUUAUUAAUUUUGUGGCAGUUUUCUUUAUUAAAAAACAAAACAAAACUGACAACCAGGUGGGACCAAAGUUUAUGUGCCUUUAGUCUUAAUUUACCUUGCAUUGUAAUAUUCAGUUUUAAUAAAUCUCUUCAAAAUAUUUUGUAUCUAGAAAUGGAUCUGACUUUACUAUAAACAUGACUCAGAAUCUACAGGAAAUUAAUUUGAAAACAGUUCCUCUGUCAGUCUGGACUGUUGUCUUGAUUCUAUUCAAAUGACCAAUACUUUUUGCAAUUGAUGUACUUAGUUCCAAGAGUCAUAGAUUCUGUUAUCUAUGUAGAAAAAGGUCAUGUAUAUUUUCUAUUAGUUGAGUUUUUACAUCUUUAGAAAUGUAAUAUUUCAGUAUAGUUUGAAAGCGGCACAAUUAAAAAUUAAUUUUC